AAUAUAUACCCGGAUAUCAUGGUAGUAUAAUAACAACCGCAGGCAGGCAUCACCUUAAAACCAAAACAUAUCGUAUAUCUACCGCAGUAGUUUCCGUGGAGCUCCUAACAUGAGAUGAUCACCAGGAUUGCAUGAUAAACAGCGGAUAAAUAACAUUUGAGUUAAAUUCAAGGCAUCCUGAAAAAUACCUUAUUUCUGUAUUCUACCGUCUACAAUGAUUCUAGGCUCUGUAUCCAGCAAAUUUUCGGCCCAGAUUUUGCCGCGGACUGUGACUUCGGUCUGCGGUCCACACUGGUGGAGUGGCGGAGGAGGACUGGCGACCGCUCAGGUCACAAACACCGGUGAACGGAAAGCCGGACAUCGCCUGCUGUCCAAUGUGUCAGAGAAUAGGCCAGCAAGAUUUUCGAUAUUUAGUCGUAAUAUCUCGUCAUUUGAUCAUGCUGAGUCAAAUUCAGUAGUAAAUGCCUGCCAGCAAUCAUGUCACAGCAUAUCACUUAUCCAGGCGAAUCGCUACACUACACAAUCACCAGGAGCUGAUGGUGAAGUGAAGUCUAAUCCUUCUCCACAUUUCAAGACCCGCAAGAAUCUUGCAGAAAAAAGUGGCAAAGCAUCAAUCGAAGAUAUCCAAACUAAAGAUGUUAGACCUGGCAGCCAUGAUUAUUUAAUGCCCCACCCUAUCUGGUCUGAGGAGGAACUUGAUGCUGUACAGAUCACACAUAAUCCACCCAAAGAAAAAGUUGACAAGGCAGCCUACUGGGCAUGCAAAGCGCUCCGUACAAAUUUUGACCUCUUUUCUGGGUUCACCUGGGGCAAGCGAACAGAAAGGAAAUGGAUCUAUCGUAUCAUAUUCCUGGAAACGGUAGCAGGAGUUCCUGGCAUGGUGGCAGCUAUGUCAAGACAUCUUCGCUCCUUAAGAAGGAUGCAGAGAGACCAUGGCUGGAUUCAUACUCUAUUAGAGGAAGCUGAAAAUGAAAGAAUGCAUCUGAUGACAGCUCUUGAGAUCAAGCAACCAUCAAUGUUCUUUCGUUUGAUGGUGUUAGGUGCACAAGGUAUAUUUGUGAACAUAUUCUUCAUCUCCUACUUGAUAAGUCCAAAGUUCUGCCAUCGAUUUGUAGGUUAUCUUGAGGAAGAAGCAGUCAUUACGUACACUAAGCUUCUCAAGGAUUUGAGAGAAGAUGCUUUGCCAAAGUGGAAAGAUAAGAUAGCACCAGAGAUCUCCAUUAAUUAUUGGAAGUUACAACCUGAUGCAGAUUAUAUCGAUCUGUUCCGAGCCAUCCGUGCUGAUGAAGCCCACCAUCGUGAGGUCAACCACACCUUGAGUGAUAUCAAACCCGAUGAACCAAAUCCAUUUGGACCAGGAAAGUAACGUGAAGAUGACUAGAUAUUCUAAAGAUACCUGGGCUAUUUCAUAUAACUUGUUAUGAAAAGUUUGCAAUUACUGUAAUAUAAGCUACUGAAAUAAUAAUAUAGCUGAUAGUUAACUUUUUAGAAAUUGUCAUUUGUUAUUAUAACAAGUCUUGAACAGGACCCAAGAUGGUGCUUAGGAUAUUUAACGACAUAAAGAAUGAAAGAAACUACUUGGUCAGUUCUUGAUUUCUAGUAUUGUUGUUUUUUGACAAUUCUGAAAAUGAUUAAAAUUAAUUUUCAAAAAGUUAGUAGUUGUGUUACGAAUGUGUCUUUGAAAUAUUCACUCACAUAUAGAAUUAAUGAGAUUUCUAACAAUAUGGCAUGCUUAAUAGUGCUGUGUGAUACUAAAUGCAGAGUACUUAUUAACAAUUGCUAUGGGAUCGUUUGAAUGAGUUAAAUGGAAAGAAAUCAUGAAAAAAAUGAGUUGUAAGCCAGAUGGUCUCUCUCUCAGUGGUACUUUAUAUAAAUGUUUGGCAAUCAUGGUAUAUAAUUUGUCAUCUAUUUCAUGCCAAUAUUCCUUUUGUUCAUUUGCAUGAGAAUGAUAUGUUUUGGGUAAUUUCAUAAAGUUUGUCCAACCUUUAUCCUAAAAAGAUCUCUCUCUGUUCUCUAAUUCAUAUGAAAAGUUGCAAUGAUUUCAAAUUAUCAUGGCUCCAGCAGUUUAUGAAGUAAAGAAAGAAUGGGGGUGGGGCAUACAUGUACAAAAACGUUGAUUAAUAUUUGGAAUUCCCUUCCAUGUCUCAGAGUUAUGCAGUGCGUAUCAUAAAAAAGUUUACCCUUUGAAAUAAUCCUGUACAAUUAUAUUUUUGUAAUAUCCUGAAGCUUUUUCCACAUUUAAACAUUGGUGCAGAUCUCAUUAAGCAAAUGACGAUAUAACAGUAAAAUAUUUUUUCCGCUUGAUUGAGCACCACUUUUGAAAAGUUCAUGAAAAAUGAUUUGCGCAGAACUUGGAAAUAGUUUAUAUGAAUAAAUGUAGACAUUUAUCAUGAACACAUGAACUUUAGCUAUUAAGAUUGAUUUUAAGUUAUCUUUUUACCUUUUUAACUUCAUAGAGCGACAAUGCACCCCCCUGCCCAUACACUUAGGCCAUUGUGAUGAUAUCUGCUUUACACAGAGCUCUGAUUCACAUGAAAUGGCUUGGGCUUGAUUUCCCUUCUGUUAAUCAUUGUCAAGCUUGGGAAAAGUGUGGAGAAACAAGUAGUAAAUGAAAUAUGAACCCACUUCAAAUUAUAAAAACCGAGUGAAAUAAUGUUGGAGAUGUCUGAAGUAAACAUUUGUUUACAUUCAGUUAUGUCUACUGAUCCAGCUGGCACAAAAAAGGAUAAAGAUUGUGCUUACCUAGGGUUAAAAUGUUAAUUUGGGUGGUAAUGUCGUUAGAAAAUGUUUAAAUGUAUCUGUUUUAUAUCAAUUGGCUAUAAAUGCAAAAGAAAUGUGUGGGAAGUGUACCACACGGUCAGUUUGAUUUCACCUUUUUACCUUGACACAGCGUGAAAAUGAGCAUUUCUGUGCAAACAGAUUUCUGCAAGCUUUACAAAAAUGGACAGUGCUCACUCAAGUGUAACAUUCUGUCAAAAUUUUUUACUUUCAUUUGAUAGAUGAGACCCAAACCCAAGAAUAUUUGUGAAAAAUUGUCCCCAUGUUGUAUAUUUUUCAAUUCCCAGAACUUUUCCAAAGUGUAAACUUUUUAUUGAUAUGCACUGUAUAAGUUUUUAAACUUAUUUAUUUCAUAUCAUUUUACAUGUAUCUUGUACUUCAUGCAUCCAAAAUGGUAAUGAAAAUAUUCCAGGGAUUCCUUGAAUGCAAUAAAAGGUGCUACAUAUCUUGAACAUCCUAAACUUUACAUAGCCAUUCACCUAAUAGCCUUUUCUGUCAAAUCCAUAUGAAAAUUCCCUAACAUUUUUCAUAUUUGGGGAUUUGUAGAUUAACAUUUAUUAUCUUCCUCUUCCUUGGUUGCCUGUAUUUUUCUUUGAGCACAUAUCACAAUACAAGCCAACAUCUCUAUGCCUUUUCAUUAUUUAUAGCACUUUGGAUAUGUGUUGCAUCAUGCUAUUUUAUACUGUAUCACAUAAAUCUUUGUUUUAAGACAGAAAAGUAAUGAUUUUUUUUAUAUUGAGGAACAUUUUUUAAUGUGUUUACAAAUCUCUCCAUGUAAAUGUAAGUAAUUUUUGCUUUAAGCAUUGAAUAUAUUUUUCUACAACAUGCUUUGAAAUAUUAUUCCUAUCUGAAAUUUAUAUCCUUGUAAUAUUACAGGUAUACAUUGGCGGAAGUUGAUGUCUUUGAUUUAAUGAUCAUUUAUUUCCAAUAAUUUCAUCAGGCAUUACAAGUGCAUUUAGCCCUGCUCUGCUAAUACUCUUCAGCAGAAGUAUAUUGUCUAAUAUACCCCCAAUACUAUAGUUAUUGUUGUUGUCUCGCCUGCAUAGCAGACCAAGACUACAUGUCUGUGCCAAUUUCAGGCGUUAUCGGCAGGGUCAACAUUGAAUUCUUAACCAAGGUUAAGUAUUUGAAAUCCACUUUAAAGAUAUAUGGACCUAUUUAUGAAACUUGGACAUAGGGUAUUCAAGUAUCACUGAUCAUCCAUCCCCCCAAGUUUUAGGUCACUUGAUUGAGGUCAUAGGUGGGGGGUGUUGUUUUUAAAUGUCAUAACUUUCAAAGUUUAUCGAUCAAGUUCAUGAAACUUGGACGUAAAGGGUAAUCAGGUCACAUAAUCUAGACCAAAGGUCAUUUAGGGUCAAUGAACAUGGCAUUUUAUUAUCAUUUGAAUGGUACUGUUUAUGAAUCAUAUUCAUCGUUGUUUCAAAGUCGGCAUUAUAUAUCUACAUCUGUAUUAUACCUAUUAUUAUUUUUAAUCAAAUAUGAACUGUUUUUAUUAUAUGGGGGGGGAUUGCAGAUAAAACCAAUCCACUGAGAAUUUCCACAUAAUUUUUUUUAUUGAUGACCAUUCAAACAGCAACUAUCAUUCUCUUUGUAACAUAUGUUUGUAUGCAUUGACAGGGGCUGAUCCAGAAUUGUAUCAAAGAUGGGGCACAUAAUGUAUUCUGAUUUCUUUCAAAUUUUCUGAGAAACUAAAACAAAAAUGAAAAUGUUUCUCAUUCCCCAAAUCAGCUGCCUAACAACAAUUUACAAGCAAAUAAAAAAUGCAGGGUUUCACUCCAAAGUAGGAAGUAAUUUCCUUACAAAAAUUUAAGGCACAACACACAAUUUUUAGCAAAAAUAGGUGCCCCCCCCCCUUGUGCUCAUGCCUCUCAGGCCUUUUAUAUUUGCAACAGUUUGGUGCAUACACAGGAACUGUACAAUAUUUAUUUUUUCAAUGUCUGUUCUUAUUCCUACAUAAAUUGAAUAAAGACUACUAAUAUUCUACCGUGUAUAUACAUGUAUGUAUUACUGGUUUGUUUUUACAGGUAACUACAAGGCCAUUUGACCAAUCUUUCCCCUAUUAAUAUAAUUCCAAUGUAGUAUGUGUAGAGUGACCAACUAUUUUGGAUAUGUUUAUAUUUUUAGACAGUGCAGUACUAGUGACCAAUUUGAAACCAUGAAAUGUGUUUGUGUGCUCAAAGCCUCAAUGUUGAGUUAUUUCUGUAUAGUAGUUAUGUGAAUAUAAUGCAUGCAGAAUAAAAUAUAUGUGAUUUUGAAUUGUGAUUGAUGAUCUGUUGUCUGCAACAAAUUACAUUUUAAUUAAAUAAUAAGAUAUUUCACAUUUCUAGUGAUUAAGUGAAAAUAUAUUUUUUAUGUAAAUACCUUG
Molecule: messenger RNA, 5143 nt
Organism: Lytechinus pictus (painted urchin)
Lineage: Eukaryota; Metazoa; Echinodermata; Echinoidea; Temnopleuroida; Toxopneustidae
Exons: 10
Coding region: 215-1366 (383 amino acids)
Biological process (GO): alternative respiration
Cellular component (GO): mitochondrion
Molecular function (GO): alternative oxidase activity
Source: RefSeq, a predicted model, not a curated record